Messenger RNA from Filobasidium floriforme, 2520 nucleotides. RefSeq lists its product as uncharacterized. Gene Ontology annotation, biological process: threonyl-tRNA aminoacylation. Gene Ontology annotation, cellular component: cytoplasm. Lineage: Eukaryota; Fungi; Basidiomycota; Tremellomycetes; Filobasidiales; Filobasidiaceae. The transcript is spliced from 8 exons. The record is from RefSeq and is a predicted model, not a curated record. Gene Ontology annotation, molecular function: ATP binding; threonine-tRNA ligase activity. The coding region runs from base 51 to 2432 and encodes 793 amino acids.
GUGUACAAGGGAUCAUUUCCUCCUUGACAUCCAUUCAUCCAGCUUAGUGCAUGCGUCCAGCCGUCCUACGUACAGCUCGAACUCAACUCUACGCCGCCCUUAAACAACCCCUACGACCCGUCUUACCACUCGUCAUCACUCACAACCAAAACAAGCACAACCAGUCCCGAUUUUACUGCGUCAUGUCCAACCCGAACCCUCACCCGGUCUCCUCGGCACCUACCGCCGCCCCGGUAGAGAACGAGCAGAUCAACACGCAGCUGCCGCCCGCUGAGCAAAAGGAGAAGAAGCAGCAGCAGCAACAGGGACAGAAGAAGGAAAAGAAGGCUAAACCCGCUGCCCAGGGGAACGCUCAGCUGGAAUUGAGCCCUCCUCCCGAGUUCUUUGACACGAGGAAUGCUAUUUUCGACAAGUACAAAAAGAUCUACGAUGACAAGGUUGCCGCCAUGCCCCGAGAUCCCAUCACCGUUACCCUCCCUGACGGCCGCAAAGUUGAAGGAACCGCCUGGGAGACUACCCCUUACGACAUCGCCGACUCCCUCUCCAAAUCCCUCGCUCAAAACGCAAUCAUUAGCAAAGUUGACUCUACCACGCUCUGGGACCUGAAUCGUCCGCUGGAGAAGUCAUGUAAUCUGGCGAUCUUGAACUGGGACUCCGAGGAUAACAACUACGAAGCCAGACAGGUCUUUUGGCAUUCGAGUGCGCACGUCUUGGGAGAGGCCUGUGAGCGGCAUUUGGAGGAUUGUUGUUUGGGUUACGGACCGCCACAGGAGUCAGGGGGUUUCUUUUACGAGAUGAGAUUGAAGGAUAACAGGCCAAUCACCCCGGCUGACUACCCGAACAUCGAGAACGUCGUAAAAAAGGCCGUCAAGGAGAAACAGAACUUUGAGCGUCUCGAGCUCCCCAAGGAGGCGCUGUUGGAGAUGUUCGCCUACAACAGCUACAAGCAACACUACAUCCAGAACCAGGUUCCCGAUGGCACCUCCUCCACCGUCUACCGAUGCGGUCCCCUAAUCGACUUCUGCCGAGGUCCCCACGUCCCCCACACCGGCCGAAUCAAGACGCUAGCGAUCACCAAAAACUCGUCUUCCUACUUCUUGGCCGACUCGAAGAAUGACACGCUGCAACGUGUCUACGGGAUCAGUUUCCCCGACUCGAAAUUGAUGACCGAGCACAAGAAGUUUGUGGAAGAGGCCGAGAAGAGGGAUCACAGGAAGAUCGGGAAACAGCAGGAGCUGUUCAUGUUCCACGAAUUGAGCCCGGGGAGCGCGUUCUUUUUGCCGAUGGGGAUGAGGAUCUACAACACGUUGAUGGAGUUUAUCCGAAGCGAAUACCACAAGCGAGGCUACGUCGAGGUCGGUUCGCCCAACAUUUACAACUCGAAACUCUGGAAGACCUCUGGUCACUGGCAAAAUUACGCCGAAGACAUGUUCGGCCUCUCUGUCGACAAGGAGGAGUUCGCCGUCAAGCCCAUGAACUGCCCCGGGCACUGUCUGAUCUUUGACGCGAGAGAGAGGAGUUACAAGGAGUUGCCUUUGAGGAUGGCCGAGUUUGGUGUUCUGCACAGGAACGAGGCUAGUGGAGCUUUGAGCGGGUUGACCAGGGUGAGAAGGUUCGUGCAGGACGAUGCACACAUCUUCUGUACCCCGGAUCAGAUCGAAAGCGAGAUUGCCGGCAUCUUCGACUUUAUGGACACCAUCUACUGCAAAUUCGGCAUGGAGUUCAAGGUCGGCCUUUCCACCCGUAACCCGGACAAGUUCAUCGGCGACCUCGCCAUCUGGGACAAGGCCGAGGCUCAGCUCAAGGCCGUGCUAGACAAUGUCGCUCCGGGCAAAUGGAAGUUGAACGAGGGAGACGGAGCGUUCUACGGACCGAAGAUUGACAUCUCGUUGACGGACGCUCUGAAGCGGGAGUUCCAGUGUGCCACCAUCCAGCUCGACUUCAACCUUCCCGAGCGGUUCAACCUGACCUACAACGGUCCCGAGCAAUCCUCAGAGGCCAACCCCACUCGACCGGUCAUGAUCCACCGAGCGCUCGUCGGGUCCAUCGAGAGAUUCAUUGGGGUCUUGACGGAACAUUGCGCGGGCAACUGGCCGUUCUGGUUGAGCCCUAGGCAGGUUGUUGUCAUUCCUGUUGCGCCGGUCUACAAAGACUAUGCCAACGAGGUCGCCGCCAAGCUCUGGGACAAGGGUCUCUUUGCCGAAGCCGACGUCUCGCCGGAAACGCUCAAGAAGAAGAUUCUCAACGCCGAAGUCGCCCGAUGGAACUUUAUCUUGGUCGUGGGUGAGGACGAGAUGACGAACCGGUCGGUCAACGUCAGGUCGAGGGACGAGGAGCAGAAGGGACGAAGCGAGACAUUGAGCUUGGAGGACGCUGUGGAGAAGUUGGUCAAGUUGAAGGAGACCAAAGGGGCGGUUUCCAAGUUGGAGUAGAGACUUGAUUUGUGAGGUACUUGACACCUGGCGUGAUUACUAUUGCAUGGUGUCUUAAUCGCCGAUAAGCGACACUUGUUGUCACCUG